AUAUAUACAUAUAGAGAAAUAGCUACAUAUCUACCGACUCAAUAUUUUUUGGUGAAAAACUUAGCGGAACUUUGGAAUCCAAUCAACAACAAUGCGCGAGUGUAUAUCAGUCCACAUUGGUCAAGCUGGCGUACAAAUUGGAAACGCCUGCUGGGAGCUCUAUUGUCUCGAACAUGGUAUCCAAGCCGAUGGGCAGAUGCCCUCGGAAAAAGUGUCUGGAGGUGUAGAUGACUCAUUUUCGACCUUCUUUUCGGAGACUGGCGCUGGUCAUCACGUGCCACGGGCUGUCUUUGUCGAUCUCGAGCCGACCGUAGUCGAUGAGGUUCGUACUGGUCAUUACCGUCAAUUAUAUCACCCUGAGCAACUGAUCUCUGGCAAGGAAGACGCCGCUAAUAACUAUGCUCGUGGCCACUAUACGAUUGGCAAGGAAAUUGUCGACCUCGUCCUCGAUCGAAUCCGCAAACUGGCCGACCAAUGCACUGGUCUUCAAGGUUUCCUCAUAUUCCACUCGUUUGGCGGUGGAACCGGAUCCGGAUUCACAUCUCUGCUCAUGGAACGCCUCUCGGUAGACUACGGAAAGAAAUCCAAGCUCGAGUUCUCUAUCUACCCAGCGCCACAGGUGGCAACUGCUGUCGUGGAACCAUACAACUCAAUUCUUACUACCCACACAACUUUGGAGCACUCGGACUGCGCUUUUAUGGUGGAUAACGAGGCCAUCUACGAUAUCUGUCGACGUAAUCUCGACAUUGAACGGCCAACUUAUUCCAACCUGAACCGUCUGAUCUCUCAGAUCGUCUCUUCGAUCACGGCCUCACUUCGCUUUGACGGCGCUCUAAACGUUGAUCUAACAGAGUUCCAAACGAACUUGGUUCCCUACCCCAGGAUCCAUUUCCCGCUAGUGACUUACGCACCGGUGGUGUCGUCAGAGAAGGCUCAUCAUGAGCAACAUACGGUUGCCGAGAUCACUAACGCCUGCUUCGAGCCUGCUAACCAGAUGGUGAAGUGCGAUCCACGCCAUGGCAAGUAUAUGGCCUGCUGCAUGCUCUACCGCGGGGACGUUGUGCCGAAGGAUGUGAACGCUGCCAUUGCUGCUAUUAAGACGAAGCGCACCAUCCAGUUUGUCGAUUGGUGCCCUACAGGAUUCAAGGUUGGCAUUAAUUACCAACCCCCAACAGUUGUUCCUGGUGGCGACCUUGCCAAAGUGCCUCGAGCAGUUUGUAUGCUCUCCAACACCACCGCGAUUGCAGAGGCCUGGGCUCGUCUCGACCAUAAGUUCGACUUAAUGUACGCCAAGCGCGCCUUCGUCCACUGGUAUGUCGGCGAAGGUAUGGAGGAAGGUGAGUUCUCGGAGGCUCGCGAGGAUAUGGCCGCUUUAGAGAAGGACUAUGAAGAGGUCGGCAUGGAUUCCAACGAUCAGGGGGAUGACGGAGACGAGUACUAAAUGUCACUUGCACAAUGCGUCGUUCGCUUCAAACAGGAACCUACACGCAUUUACCUGACUUCACCAGCAUUCGUGUCGCGCUUUGUAUUUUAUUUCUGCUGCGAACUGUUCUAGGGGAAGCUCAUAGGCUGCAGUCUUCUUUUCUUCCCUUCUCUAAAUUGUUUUAAUUAUCACGUGGCGAUAGUCGGCGGAUGGAGAGCGCCAAUGCAUAUUUAUUCUACACCCAUAUGUUUGGAGUAAAUCAUCUUGUAUAGCCUGAAAAGGCUUGCCCGGUCUCCUCCGGAGGCAGAAUAAUGCAAACGGCCCCUUUCGCCAACGGAGAAAUGACGCGGCUUAUAGCCAUGUGCUGCGUACAUCUAGCUACUAGCCCCACCUAUGCGUUUACCCACAGCAGUGUUCCACUCUGAACCAAAUAGGCCAGGCUUUGGUUGAGCCUAUCUCCAAAAAAAACGCUUUCCACUCAGUAAUCAGAGUUCUGCGGACUUUACAUUACUAAGCUUUAUAAUAUCAAUGUUGACGGUAACAGCCAAGAUGAGUAUAGGUAAAUGCGCAAUAAAUGAGCUUUACGCCUACGACACCCGUU
Molecule: messenger RNA, 2024 nt
Organism: Varroa destructor (honeybee mite)
Lineage: Eukaryota; Metazoa; Arthropoda; Arachnida; Mesostigmata; Varroidae
Product: tubulin alpha-1C chain-like
Biological process (GO): microtubule-based process
Cellular component (GO): microtubule
Molecular function (GO): GTP binding; structural constituent of cytoskeleton
Source: RefSeq, a predicted model, not a curated record